Penicillium brevicompactum is the source of this 672-nucleotide messenger RNA. RefSeq lists its product as uncharacterized. NCBI's taxonomy places the organism in Eukaryota, Fungi, Ascomycota, Eurotiomycetes, Eurotiales, Aspergillaceae. Bases 1 to 672 code for a protein of 223 amino acids. The transcript has a single exon. The record is from RefSeq and is a predicted model, not a curated record.
AUGCAGUACAAAGCUCUUGCCGCUCUCUGCUUCGCCGCUACGGCCCUGGCUGCCCCUGCCACCGAGAGCAGCUCGGAUGAUUACUCCGACCUCUAUGAUAGCUCUGAUAGCAGUGAUGCUUUCAACCUUGGCGAUGUCCCUGACUCCAUCCUGACCGUCCUGGCCACCGCUAUUCCGGAUUCGUGGUACAGCGAUAUCAUGGACGAUGCUUCUCGUUCUUCCAUCGUCAGUGCCGCUGCAGCUGGUACCUACCCUGCCUGGUACAACUCCCUUCCCAGCAGCGUCAAGGCCUGGGCCACCUCCAACUUCGACGACGACGUCCUCGGUGCCUCUUCAACCAUCAACAGCAUUGCCUCCGCCACGGGAGCUUCUGGUAGCUCUGCCGUUGAGACCGGUUCCAGCUCUGCUGUCGAGACCGGCUCCAGCAGCGCUUCCAGCAGCUCCGAUGCUAGCAGCGCAGCCGGCGUCAGCUCCACUGCCACCCAGACCUCCAACGCCGCUGAGACCUCUUCAUCUUCCUCCUCGGACUCCAGCUCCGACUCUUCUUCUAGCUCUGCCUCCGCUUCUGCCUCCCCCUCCCAGUCCACUGGUGGUGCCCCCGCCCCUACUGGCGGUGUUGCCAUGGGUGUUGCCGGUGCCGCCGGUGUUCUGGCUCUGGCCCUCGCUCUGUAG